Misgurnus anguillicaudatus (oriental weatherfish) is the source of this 1482-nucleotide messenger RNA. Its product is annotated as olfactory receptor 6N1-like. Gene Ontology annotation, cellular component: membrane. The record is from RefSeq and is a predicted model, not a curated record. Gene Ontology annotation, molecular function: olfactory receptor activity; G protein-coupled receptor activity. NCBI's taxonomy places the organism in Eukaryota, Metazoa, Chordata, Actinopteri, Cypriniformes, Cobitidae. Gene Ontology annotation, biological process: G protein-coupled receptor signaling pathway.
UCGUACUGUUUUACGUCAUGCAAUUUUGAAUGUUCUCUGAUAUAAAUUAUGUUGUCUGUUGAUAACUAACUAUAACCACUUAUGGUUCCUCUUAAAAUAGGUAUAUAAACCCUCCUCUAAGUUCCUUAACCAGCUAUUCACUGGUUUAACAAAACUGGUGGAUUUCAAUAUCAACAUUUAUUUUGUUUUAGAAAUGUUUCAUAAUCUAAUGUGUUGAUACUUAGAACUGUAUAUUGUGUACAUACGAAACGCUAAAACUGGGACUUAAAGGACAAUUAAUUGUGUCAAUGGGAAACAUCACUUUUAUAAAGGAUUUUGUAAUUUCUGGCUUUCCCGGACUUCAUCCUCAAUAUUAUGGCAUUGUCUCAGCAGUCCUGUUUUUUGUUUAUGUGUGUACACUGAUGGGAAAUGCUGUAUUUAUUACAUUAUUUUUAUUAUCUAAGAGCCUUCAGAAGCCUGUAUAUUACUGCAUUGUAAAUCUUGCUGUGUGUGAUGUACUCUUCAGCACCACUGCAUUACCAAAGAUAAUCAGCAGGUAUUGGUUUAAAGAUGGAGCCAUUUCAUUUUUGGGCUGCUUUCUUCAAAUGUUUUUUGUGCAUUAUUUUGGUGCAGUCACUGCACGUUUGUUGUCAGUUAUGGCUAUAGAUCGCUAUGCAGCCAUAUGUUUUCCACUUCGAUAUCACAGCAUUAUGACAGUCAGAAAUAUUUUCAUUUUAAUCUUUGGCUGUUGGAUUGUGGGUUUAAUCGGCCCUUUGAUGGUAGUAAUAAGAGCUUACCCGCUCCUGUACUGUGCAGGAAACACUAUUGUACAUUGUUACUGUGAAUAUAUUGCCAUAAUAGCACUGGCAUGCACUACCAGAGAAGACUAUGUUCAACCUGCUUUCAUUAAUUCAAUGAUAGUGCUGCUGGGUUCACUUGCUAUCAUUGUUUUCUCUUACUGUGCUAUCAUUGUGGUCGUUCUGCGUAUAUCGAGCGCUCAAGGAAGACUGAAGACUUUCUCCACCUGCAGUCCUCAGCUCAUCAUUAUUGCUCUGUUUUUCCUACCCAGAUGUUUUUAUUAUGCAUCUUAUUAUCUUAACGUAGUGUUUAAUAUUAACAUAAAGUUCAUUGCUGAUGUGCAGGUGGUCAUAAUUGUGCUGUAUAGCCUGCUGCCACCAAUGAUUAACCCAUUUAUUUAUUGUUUGAGAACAGAAGAGGUGAAAAAAAUCUUACUCACUAAAAUGAAAAGGACAAAAAUAGGCGUUAAAUCAAAGCCAUGAUCCAUAUAUCUGCUGAUUUUCUAGCGUUUAGGUUCGUGGGGAGUGUUGGAGUUUAUCUCAGACCAGGACAGGGAAACAAAAAAAAAGUUUGUCAGUGUCUGCCAUGAUGUGUCUUUUUAAAUAUUGCAGUAGCUUUGUGUAUGUUUUUGUUUAUUUAGCACAUCAAUAUCAGCACAGGUGUGAGACCUGUACAUGUAAGAGCAUUAUUUUAAAAUUAACUGUU